AUGUCAAUCAACCUGCAGAAAAUUAUGUAUGCAAUCAUGCAUAGCGAACAAUCAACCAGCAUUGAGAUCUCAAUUAUACGGGAAGCAGUACAGCCAAUGUUCCCUCUUCCUAAAAUGUCGCCUUCUCCCAGCUGCAUGCAAAUAUGCUCUUCAAAUUGCAUGACAGAGUAUAAUACAUGGCAAAAUAAACCAUCCCCACUGUGUCAAAAAGGUUGCAAGGAAUUAUGUACACAAUUAUGUGGAAUAGGUUAUUUGACAGUUGCGCCAGCAGAGGCUCUGGAAGUAAUGUCAAGGUCACAAGAUCAACUGGCAAUUUCAAGCAAACAGUCCACUGGAUUGCAUCUCGCAGUGCCCACAAAUCUGUGCAGCGAAUUGCCAUGA
Molecule: messenger RNA, 381 nt
Organism: Loa loa (African eye worm)
Lineage: Eukaryota; Metazoa; Nematoda; Chromadorea; Rhabditida; Onchocercidae
Exons: 2
Coding region: 1-381 (126 amino acids)
Source: RefSeq, a predicted model, not a curated record